CUGACUUGACUGACUAAUCAACUCUUACUAAGUCAUAGUUUUUCCCUCCCACAAUUUCCUUCCACUUUCUAUUUCUAUUUCUACUCUUCAACAUCAAUCAUAUCUCUCUUUAUUAACUCCGAAUGCUGCAAAUUUAACAAGAAUAGCUACCUCCUUGAAAACAAAACAAACAUCAAUCAACUGAAACAAACUACUGCAUGUUUAAGGUUUCUAAUUUGAUGUUGAAUUUUACAGGCUUGAUUCUAGUUUUAAUUAUGAAUACAAAGGGACUUAAAUUUGUGAGGUUUGAUGAUUGGAGAUCAGAGUCCUCUUUUAGUAUAGAGCAGGAAAACACUGUAAACAAAAGAAAAGAGAGACCAAGUGUAAGUGCUGUUUUGAAGAGUAUUGGAAGAAGAUUUGUGAGUGGAUCGGAGAAGAUGAAGAAAUUUAGAAGACCGUCUUCAAUUGUUCACCCUGUAAGUGAAGGACAGACAAAGAAGUUGGAUUCUUCUAAGCGCAAAAUUCUUGAUCCACAGGGGCCUAUGCUUCAGAAAUGGAACAAAAUCUUUGUAAUCACAUGUGUGCUGGCAAUUUCUGUGGACCCUUUUUUCUUUUACAUUCCAGUGAUUGUCGGUAAACAAAAAUGUCUUGAUUUGGAUGGAACAUUGCAGACUACUAUCAGUGUUCUUCGCACGUUCUUCGAUCUUUUCUACAUUCUUCGCAUCAUCUUUCAGUUCAGAACCGGAUUUAUUGCGCCUUCUUCUCGUGUUUUUGGAAGAGGUGAACUCGUUGACGAUCCUGUCGCCAUAAUGAAAAGAUACUUGAGUUCUCAUUUCAUCGUUGACAUUCUAUCAAUUAUUCCACUACCACAGAUUAUUGUUUUGGCUAUAAUUCCAAACUUGAAAAGCUCAGGUCCAUUUUUAGCAAAGGAUUUGUUGAAAUAUACAGUAUUAAUUCAGUAUGUGCCAAGACUACUGCGAAUUCGUCCGCUAUUCAAAGAAGUAACUAGAACUUCAGGCAUAUUGACAGAGACAGCAUGGGCUGGAGCUGUUUACAAUCUUUUCCUCUACAUGCUAGCAAGUCAUGUGGUUGGAGCUAACUGGUAUCUGCUUUCGGUAGAAUCACAGGUGCGGUGUUGGCGCAGAGUGAUGAACAAUGCUUCGAUCUUUCAUGACUCAUUCUUGGGUUGUGGACCGCGAAAUGCAACAGUCCUCUCACUUCUCAACGGUGCUUGUACUUUGGUUGACCCUGAUGAAAUCAACAACACAACAACCUUCAAUUUUGGAAUAUUUUACGAUGCUCUACAAUCACUUGUGGUUGAUUCAAACACAGAUUUUCCUCAGAAGUUCUUCUACUGCUUUUGGUGGGGUUUGCGAAAUUUAAGUUCUCUUGGACAAAACCUCAAGACAACUACUUAUGUCACGGAGAUAGCCUUUGCGAUUUUCAUUGCCAUUUUUGGAUUGGUUUUAUUCUCAUUACUUAUUGGAAACAUGCAGAAAUAUUUGGAAUCUACAACUGUUAGGGAGGAAGAGAUGAGAGUGAAGAGGAGGGAUGCAGAACGAUGGAUGUCUCACCGUAUGUUGCCUGAUAACUUGAAGCAAAGAAUUCGAAGGUAUGAACAAUACAAAUGGCAAGAAAAUAGAGGUGUUGAAGAAGAGACUUUAAUUCACAACCUCCCUAAAGAUCUCAGAAGAGACAUAAAGCGUCAUCUUUGCUUAGCUUUAGUAAAAAAAGUGCCAAUGUUUGAGAAAAUGGAUGCGCAAUUGUUGGAUGCAAUGUGUGAUAGACUGAAGCCAGUUCUGUAUACAGAGAAGAGCUGCAUUGUUCGCGAAGAAGAUCCAGUUGAUGAGAUGCUUUUCAUUAUGCGAGGAAAAGUCGCUACCAUGACAACAAAUGGUGGAAGAACUGGUUUCUUCAACUCAUUAUUUCUAAUGCCUGGUGAUUUUUGUGGAGAGGAACUUUUAACAUGGGCUUUGGAUCCAAACUCCUCCUCGAAUCUACCUACUUCAACUAGAACAGUAGAAACUAUAUCAGAAGUUGAAGCAUUUGCACUCAAGGCUGAUGACUUGAAGUUUGUUGCUUCCCAAUUUAGACGUCUUAUCAACAGCAAACAACUCCAACACACUUUCAGGUCAUAUUCGCCACAAUGGAAGACAUGGGGUGCAUGUUUCAUACAAGCAGCUUGGCGUCGAUAUUGUAAAAAGAAGAUUGAGAGGACAUUGCGUGAAGCAGAAGACAAGCUACAAGAUGCUUUGGCAAAUGAGGAAGGGUCAACUAUUAGCCUUGGUGCAACAAUAUAUGCAUCAAGGUUUGCUGCAAAUGUAUUAAAAAACUUGCGAGAAAAUAACAGACAAAACAGAAUGCCGCAGAGACUACUACCUCUUUUGCCUCCAAAGCCAGCUGAACCUGAUUUCACUGCUCAAAAACACUAGACCUAGCUAAGAAUUUUAAGUUUUGAUAGGAUAGAAACUAUACAUGCUCCAUUGUAUUUAUAUGCAUAUACGUGUAAAAAUGUAAAUUUUGUUGUAUAAGUAUGCAGUUAGGACAAUUAUAGUCCAUUUUGCAUGUAGAACAAAGCACCUAGCUAGGUACAUUUCCAAUGAGUGGCUUUAUUUAUAGCUAGUUGAGUAAUUUACCUUUUCAUAGAGAUAUAUCUCCAGGGAGGGAUCAAAUUACACCAAUAUAAUGUUACACUACUCAAUUUUGUUUACUCGAUACAUAUUUUUUAAAGUUAA
Molecule: messenger RNA, 2714 nt
Organism: Medicago truncatula (barrel medic)
Lineage: Eukaryota; Viridiplantae; Streptophyta; Magnoliopsida; Fabales; Fabaceae
Product: cyclic nucleotide-gated ion channel 1
Exons: 9
Coding region: 198-2411 (737 amino acids)
Biological process (GO): transmembrane transport; monoatomic ion transport
Cellular component (GO): membrane
Molecular function (GO): monoatomic ion channel activity
Source: RefSeq, a predicted model, not a curated record